Messenger RNA from Paecilomyces variotii, 982 nucleotides. RefSeq lists its product as hypothetical. NCBI's taxonomy places the organism in Eukaryota, Fungi, Ascomycota, Eurotiomycetes, Eurotiales, Thermoascaceae. The transcript has a single exon. The coding region runs from base 264 to 974 and encodes 236 amino acids. The record is from RefSeq and is a predicted model, not a curated record.
UAUUGUUGUUCUUUUUGAGAUCGUCGCGACGAUCGUCAGGUACGAGCUAGAAGUAUAUACAUAUCACUUUUGGAGGAACUUCUGUUUUUCUUUUUUGCUUUUUUUUAUCUUAUCGCAUUGCCUAUAAGUUUGCAUGCUGGAACUUUAUCCUAUUUUCUAUCACUUUAGAUCCAUUAUUAUUAUUACCUCUUAACACCUCUUUUUUCUGCAAAAGAAAAAAAAAACAAAGAAAAGAAAAUAUAUACAUCCACCACUCCAACAAAAUGCCACCAUCCACCCAAACCCUCAUAUCAUCCAUGACCGACUUCGUAACAGACUACAUGUCCGAUCACGACCCCUCCCACAACCUCGCCCACAUCCACCGCGUGGUUCAUCUCGCCCAAACGAUCCUCAAAUCCGAACAGACCCUAUCGCCAACAACAACCCCCUACGACUCCACCAUCGUCACUCUCUCCGCUCUUCUCCACGAUAUCGGAGAUCGGAAAUACCUGCCCCCUUCCACUUCCACUUCCAACAACAACAAUCCUAAUCCCCAAACAGCCGUCCAACAGGCCCUCCUCGAAGCAGGUGCGGACGACUCGCUCGCCGCGCGCGUCCAAACCAUCGUCUCGAACGUGUCGUAUACGAAUGAGACGAAAGAUCCCGAGAAAGUGCGCCGUCUGAUUGAUGAAGAGGGGUAUAGGGAGCUUGCGAUCGUGCAGGAUGCGGAUCGGCUCGAUGCGAUAGGGGCCGUGGGGAUUGGGCGCUGUUUCACGUUUCUAGGGGCGCAGGGGAAGAAGCAUGUUGCGCCUGGGGGGGAGUGGGUGAUGGAUGGGGCGAUUGAGCAUUUUGUGGAGAAGCUGGAACGGUUGGAGGGGAUGAUGAAGACGGAGACGGGGAAGAGGAUGGCGAGGGUGAGGACGGAGAGGCUGAGGGUUUUUAGGGGUUGGUGGGAAGAAGAGACUGGGUUUAGAGCUGAGGCAGGGACGGUCUGACGGGUUGA